This is a messenger RNA of Gambusia affinis (western mosquitofish), 976 nucleotides long. RefSeq names its product angiopoietin like 8 (gene angptl8). Lineage: Eukaryota; Metazoa; Chordata; Actinopteri; Cyprinodontiformes; Poeciliidae. Gene Ontology annotation, biological process: regulation of lipid metabolic process; triglyceride homeostasis. The coding region runs from base 125 to 748 and encodes 207 amino acids. The transcript has 3 exons. The record is from RefSeq and is a predicted model, not a curated record.
AAUUCAGAUGAAAUUCUGGUUGAAAGGGAGAUAGAUAUUCUCCUCUUACAGUUUUCAUCUUUUAACUUGCAUGUAAGUAUUUUGGAGGAAGUGGGUUUAAGAAAAAAAGAAAGCCCCUAUUAAAAUGAGCUGGAGCCUGUAUUUCAUGUGUUUAGUUGGGGGUUUCGGAGUGGUCCUUGCCGGCCCCAUCAGGAAGACGGGCAGCAUGGAGGGCAAGGUUGCGCCUCAGGAGGAAGUAAACGUGCUCAUGUUUGGAGUCAUACAGCUGAGCGAGUCGCUCAACUACGUCUUUGAAACCACUGAGGCAAAGAUAGAGAGAAUCAGCAAGACUAUGAAGAGUCAUGAAGAAACCCUCCAACGGCUGGGGCAGCAGACUGAACAGGCUGCAGAAGUGGAGCAACAGACAAAAGUAAUCGUCCAGCUGCUGCAGGAACAAAUGGCAAAACAACAGGCUCAGACCCAUAUCACAAAAGACUGGCUGAACAGCAUAGAGAAGGACGAGGAGGAACUGAGGGCAAAAGUUCAACACCUGGAGAUGUACCUCAACAACGUUGCACCAAACAGCCUCAAGGAGCUGCAGAAUAAAGCAGAGGUGCAUCUCCAAAUCUUGAAAGGUUUACAGACCUGGAACAAGAACCAGAAAAAGGAUAUUGAGACUCAAGAUGAGCAGCUUUCCAAACUGCAAAAGAUGGUAACUUGCUUAUUCAACACAUUUCAUAUGAAGAACUUAUUCUAUUUGUUUAUUUGAAUUAAAAAUGUUCGUUUCUGUGUUUCUUUCAGAGUGAAACUAUGCCAUAGCUCAUUCAGGACUCAUCAGUUCAUUGAAUAAGAAAAAAAUCCAUCAACUCCUCAUCGUUACUGCACUCCAUUAUUCCUAUAUAUGAAUAUUAGUUCAUGUUAGCAACUUUUUUAAUAGAAAUUAAGUUAAAAUGAAGUUAAAUUAUACAUGUUUCUUUGUUAUUUGUAAAUAAAUAAA